Molecule: messenger RNA, 2240 nt
Organism: Haliotis rubra (blacklip abalone)
Lineage: Eukaryota; Metazoa; Mollusca; Gastropoda; Lepetellida; Haliotidae
Product: UBX domain-containing protein 11-like
Biological process (GO): proteasome-mediated ubiquitin-dependent protein catabolic process
Molecular function (GO): ubiquitin binding
Source: RefSeq, a predicted model, not a curated record
GUCCUUGGAUGUAAACAAACCUAGCGACGGGAAGAUAAUUACCGGCACUGGAGCAUAACGUAAUACAGUUAGAACACUUAAAGGAAAGACGGACACAGAUGAUCAAUCAUGAGCUGGUUUUAAUAAGUUUGAUGAGUAUUUACGUUUACAUGAAAUGUAAUGGGAAGAAAUCAGCUCUAACAGUGCCAGUGGGUUGCCUUCGCUACAACAUCAAUCAGUGACAGCUGAUCGGAUGAUUUGUAUCUAGGUUGAAUUCAAGAGUUACAAGAUAGCAGAGGUCACCCAAAAUGAGUUCGCCCAUGUCGAGCCUAAAGAAAUCUCAUAAGACGCCGUUCAUGCCAGGCAAUGGGCAGAGACCAGUGCCCUUCAGAAAUCCAGAUUAUUCAGAGGAUGAGAGUCGGCUUUUGGAGGAAGUUACAUCAGGAAUGGCCUCCAGUAGACUGAAAGGGCGUGACCCCUUUGCUGGAGGCUUGCCGAAAAUAGAAAGCCGACACCCUUCGCAUCUGUACUCAGGAACCUCUCCAGGUCGAGAUCAGGGGCAUCCUGGUGCAUCUCCCUCGGAUCGUGAGCUGCUGAGUUUAAUGAUGUCUCGGGUGACACAGCUGGAAACAAAGCUGCAGUAUCACAGUAAAGAAACUACGGAAAAGGACAAAAGAAUAAGAGUGUUAGAAGAUAAACUGAAGAUACUCCAAAAGGCUCAAGGGGAAGGUAACUCUGGUGAGAAGGUUCAGGAGCUGGAGAAGAAAUGUCUUCUACUACAACAACAGAUUCAUGAGAUGGAGGCCUUCCUGUCUGACUAUGGCAUGGUAUGGGUGGGGGAGAAGGUUGACCCUGAGUCUGACGUGUAUAAUGACGAUGUUUACUCCAGCGGCGGCAGUGGAGGCAGUGAGGACGAUGUGUGGAGACCAGGAUCAUCAGUAUCAAGAACUCCUGCAUUCCACGUGGACUAUGACCGUAUUAUAGAAAACAUCCGGGACCUGAAUGUGCUGGCUGGCGAGGGGGUAGCUAAGAUCCAACACACCACAGAUGGAGCUAGACUGAGGAUUCAGGAUCCAACCCUGACCUUCUAUGCAAAUGGAAUCAUGUUGUUUAAGGGGCCAUUCCGACCCUUCUCGGAUCCUGAAACGCAGCUUUGUGUUAAAGAUCUCAAUGAUGGUUACUUUCCAUCAGAACUUCAAAACCGCUAUCCGGAUGGCGUGCCGUUUAAGGUGACAGAUUUACGCAAGGUAUCCUUCAAAAACGAGCGGCACCAGGAUCUGUUUACUGGAGCAGGGCAGCUGUUGGGGGGAGACACGAAGCCAUCUCGUCUCGUCCCCAGCAACCUGGACAAGUCUGUACAGCAUCAUGAUCUGACCUCUCAUGCUUCAUCCGAGUCUUCCAGUGAGGUCACAAGUCAACUUCCAGGCCCUCAGUUGUCCAUGGAACAGUUUCUGAACAAACUGCCAUCAUCUGUGAUAAAACAAGGGAAGGUUAUCGACAUCCGGAACUCACUGGGAGACCACAUGCAGCAGGGCAAAGAUAGCAAGACCAGCAGCGGAAUCGUUGUCGUGGAAACUGCAGUAACGACAGAGAUGAAGAAAAGACUGGAGGCAGAUGAAGGUAGUCGGCCACUGACGCCCCGAGAUAUAACCACUCUGAGAAUCAAGUCUGGGGACCAGACUUAUAUAGUCAAGAUGAAGUUCCAGAACACUGUGGGAGAUCUUCGUCUCUAUCUGAAUAAACAAAGACAUGGUUUACCUCAUUACCAGAUCAUGUCUGCAUACCCACAUCGUAUCUAUGACGACACCUCUUUGACCUUGGACGAAUGUGGCCUGACCCCUAAUGCUGUCCUUCACCUCCGUCCUUUAAAGAGGUCAUGACCUUGACCCUUACUGAAGUCUUAUCAGUUCUACGUCCAUAAAUUGAAUUGCAUAAUACCAUUCAUUGUUUCAAUGGCAAUAACUGAAGAUAAUGUUUUUGGUGAAGGUUUUAGAAUUAAUGAAGCAUUAUGGUCUGUUGUAAUUGAUACAGGGCAGAUUAUGAUUUGUUGUGAAUGAGCUUGUAGUAGCUGACUGGUCAUCGGUACAUGUUUGGCUCAAAGCUGUGGCUCAUAAAGAACACAAUGUCAAAUGGGAAACAGUGCUGUUUGUGCAAUGUAAGCUGAACUGUCAUUGCACAGAGAACUCACUAUAGUCCGUUUGGCUCAAAAGCAGACCGAUGAAUUGCAAUCUAACUCGAAAACUAAUAAACAUAAUACUCAA